AAACGUUUUUUUUUACAAUACACAACAGCGAUUAAAUGAAAGAAAGUGUGAUAGAGAGUAUCAAAUCCAUCCGCCCUGACUUGGCCCACUAAAGGCAAAGCGAUGAUAAGAGAUCACGAAGGAUGAUGGUACUGCACCACGAGCCCUUUGGAGUUUGACAUCUCUGACACAUCGGACAGUCACCACCAACAUGUUCAAACACUCUCCAUCAUGUUUCCUUAUCACUAAAGUGGUACCCCGUUCAUUGUGUGCGUGUGAUUAGAAGCAUCUCUCACCUGUGACGGAAGCCGAACGGAAGAUGCUGUCGAUCACUUUCGAUCAGGAGCUGCUGAGAACCGGAGCGUUGUCGUUGCGGCGUGGAUCGAAAGUGGUGUGUUUGUGGUGUUGUGUGUGUGCUGUGCGUGUUGGUGGUAUCCUACAGCAGCAUGGCUUCAGUGAUACCGCGCGUUGAUGUCGUGUUCCUGGCGUACAGUGAGGAUGCCGGAAAGGCACCGUCCGUUACGCUGGACAGCAUCUGCACGGUCAGUUUGUACGAGCUGCAGCGGCACCUGCAGGUGAAGCGAGCCGAGCGCAACAGUAUGGGUGCCGAAGCGUACAAACACUACAAAUGGUACAACGCAGCACUGGUCGAGGAAUUGCGUACGACGGGGAAAGGACAACCGCGGCCACUGCUGCAGGCUUUCCACUGGUACAUUGAAACGUCCAACCGCUGUGCGUUCCGGGUCGAGGGUCAACAGUACGAAGCGGUGUCGCUGGUAGUGGCCGCAGAGGUGGAGCACUGGUACUGUGCCCGACCCGGCCACAGUGCCCAGGGCAGUCGUGCUCGGGUAGUCUCGAACGUCCCGAUUGGAGCAGCAUUCACAGGAACUACACCUCCCGCAAAGACACCGGUUGUUGCCAUUCAUCAACGGCACCAGCAGCAUCAACGCCACCGGUCGACAACUCUCGAAAGAAUUGGAGAGGAAUGUUAAGCCGCGGGCACCUUGUGGAGGAGAUCGAAGAAGAUUGUAAUUGUGUAACGGAGUUUUCAAUGUGUGAUAUAUUCCUGUCCUGUUUUCUGUUCAAAAAAACAUACCCGAUCUCACAACAAUAAAUUCUUUUUUAUUACAUAUCUCAAUGGAUGUACGUACCGCUAGCGAACGGGCUGGCUGUUGCUAGCAGCAGUACAUUAACAUUAGGAUUCUCGGUGUUUAUCUGUGUGUGUGUGUGUUGUAGGUGGCUCUGUUGGGGUACGGCAUUUAAUGUUUACCUUCAGAAUCACGUAUAGUGUAAGAUUAGAUUAUCUAUAACAUUUGCUCUCUCUAGCAUCUCAUCUGCAUCCAGUCCCACUCUCGGUUGUAGGCAGAGUGGAAGGAAGAGAGAGAUAGUGAGAGUGUUUGUCUGUGUGUGUGUGUUUGUGUAGUUCUGUCUUCAUCCCCGCAAUAAUACCUCACGAUUACUGGAUAUUCACUACAAGUGUUUAGCGUCACUGGCCUUUGUUAUCGCUUUUUGUUCGAUUCACCGGUGCGAUAUUAUGCUUUUGAGGGUUUUUUUUUGGUAUCAUCAUAUCAGCAUGGUUACUACCCUUCGAUCGUGAUCGUGAUGCGUGUGUGUGUGUUAGAAAUCAUUUUGUAAUAAUACUUUCCACUAAUAGCACAGAACAAACAACAAAACAACGCUUUAGAGAUAGAAUUAGAUUUGCAAGUGGGUGCUAACGUUAACACAAUAAACGAUAAAUACUACUUAAG
Anopheles merus is the source of this 1727-nucleotide messenger RNA. RefSeq lists its product as uncharacterized. Lineage: Eukaryota; Metazoa; Arthropoda; Insecta; Diptera; Culicidae. The transcript has 2 exons. The record is from RefSeq and is a predicted model, not a curated record. Bases 426 to 971 code for a protein of 181 amino acids.